This is a messenger RNA of Pieris macdunnoughi, 648 nucleotides long. The record is from the annotation of a GenBank genome assembly. NCBI's taxonomy places the organism in Eukaryota, Metazoa, Arthropoda, Insecta, Lepidoptera, Pieridae.
AUGGUCAGUACAUGCAAGGCACACCAAAUGCACAGCCCAUUUUUCGGCGAAGAAUUCCAAUUUGAAGUACCCCGCAGAUUUAGAUACUUAUCCAUAUACGUGUUCGACCGUGACAAACAGGCUAGCAAGCAGGACAAAGUCCUCGGAAAAGUUGCUAUCAAAAGAGAAGAUUUGGAGAAGUAUAACAACACUGUCUCGGAAGUACAGGGUAAAGCAUACAUUGAACUGUCGAUGGAGGACUCAAGAAAACGAUUACGCAUGGACCCUAAACCUCCCGAUCCCGACUUCAGCGAAUGUUCCAAAGCGAAGGCAAACAAUCUCACUAGACUAUCAGAAUAUUGUAAAGAGAGCAUGCGAUUCGGCUCGUGUUCGAGUUCGACUAGUAAAAAGCUGUUAGCGGCUGUUGCAAAUGAACCUACACUGUCCCUUUCCCGUUCAGAAAGUUUAAAGGAUCGCGCGCAAUGGUCUGUACGCCCUAAACCACCGAUGCACACUAUGGCAGAAUCGCCGUCUCCCACCGCGGCCGACUAUUGGUCGGAUCCAGAAAGACAUUGUGCGGCACACGUUGGACCUGACACGAUACGCUUAAGGGUUUUAGAAUGUUCAGAACUGACCACCAAGAAUGGGCAGAAGAGUUCUGAAAUUUAA